This is a messenger RNA of Aspergillus nidulans FGSC A4, 798 nucleotides long. RefSeq lists its product as uncharacterized. The transcript is spliced from 2 exons. NCBI's taxonomy places the organism in Eukaryota, Fungi, Ascomycota, Eurotiomycetes, Eurotiales, Aspergillaceae. The record is from RefSeq and is a predicted model, not a curated record. Bases 1 to 798 code for a protein of 265 amino acids.
AUGAGCAGUCUCCUCCAAGCCAAGCCCCACCUCACAGCAGCCCUCUCUUUCCUCGCAUUCGGUGCCAGUGCUUGUCGUAAUAUCAUCGAGUCGUCCGAAGGAGCACCAGGACCUCCACAGAGAACAGAUAAGUCAGCCUUGCUUUCAGAGUGGCCGGGUUCAAAUGGGAUCAAGCGCGAAACGCAGAAAACGCACUGGGUGACUUCGCUUGUGGCGCUGCAGGUUGAUGUUCCCGUUGCACAGCUGGUGAGGUGUGGAAUAAGCGAAGUCGGAGACGCAUAUGAUCUUGCAAGGAAUCUGUUCUCUGCGUUCCUUGACGCUCGAGCAAGAGGGCUGGAAGCGUGGUUCCUGGAUAAAGAUGUUCCGCAACUAUCCUUCACUCCGUGGAGCUUGUUGUUUGGGAGGUCACAUAGUGCGGGGGCGUUUAUGCUAGGUCACUGGAGCUCUGCACGAAGGAUACAGCUGGACCAACCUAUUCUACACUCUGAAACGGCUAACCCUAUCUGCGAAUUCCGGCCGAGCAAGGCGAUGAUCACGGCCAGCAACAUAAAUGCAGAAACAGACGCAGCAGGAACCGUCCUCUACUGGAAGUUUCCACGCCGCUCAGUCGAUCAAGUCGACAAAGCGGCCUCUUAUGGAAUCCCCUGGCGAUUGAUGGAAGGCGCAUUCCAGGAGUUCAUUGUGGAGAAGAUCACAAGUGAGACAACGAAAGUUACAUAUGUGACCGUUGGGUGCGGAAAUAUGUAUCCCGGCGGACAAAGGGAAAGGACUUCAAAAGGUGCCGUGGUGGUUGUAUAA